Messenger RNA from Sparassis crispa, 732 nucleotides. RefSeq lists its product with no specific name. The record is from RefSeq and is a predicted model, not a curated record. The transcript is spliced from 2 exons. Lineage: Eukaryota; Fungi; Basidiomycota; Agaricomycetes; Polyporales; Sparassidaceae. The coding region runs from base 1 to 732 and encodes 243 amino acids.
AUGUUAGAAGGUGGUUCCACAGGUGGAUUGUUGCUAAAUCCAAUAGAUGGAAUUGCACGCCUGCCUCCGGCCAGAAACCCUGCUCCGCCGUGGUCUCGUAGGGCCCGUGAAGUGGCUGCAGCUACUCAUGGAGGCUCGAACGUCUCUCCUCCAGUCGUAGCACCCGUUGUCGUAGACCCUAACGCGCCCCGAGACGUUUACCUCGGGAGUGACUGCUUCGAGAACGCCAGGGCCCAUUGGUUUCUAUUCGUACCAUCCCAGAUUCACCCUUCCAUCGGUAAGGUGAUUCAAGUCACAGGCAAUCCAUGGGUCGGCUUUGGCUUCCAGGUGAAGCUGAACUACUGCAGCCAAUCUCAGGCGCUCGCCGGUGUACACUCUGAGACACCUGGUCAGCCGCAGUACAGGAUCACGCAGAUGGUCAGGUUGGGUUCUACCGCGCCAUCUAACGUGCUGGACGAUUACGUUCCCAAUCCGCUGUCUGGUCCUCAGCUGCGCGACUUCCCUGUAGACAAGCUGGAAGGGGCUGCUUAUGAUCUGGGCCUGCCAUAUCGUGACCCCAAUGCUAUCUUACCUGAUCCCUCGGAUCUUGUGUGGCGUAGCAAGGCGCCCCAUCCCCAGAUAGAGCGGUGCCAAGGAUGGGUGAAGAGGGUGGUGGAACGUUGGGUAGAAUUGGGUUUACUGAACGGAGAAGCCAUCGAGGCUCUGGAGAACGGGAGAAGCUUCGGGGUAUGA